Messenger RNA from Poecile atricapillus (Black-capped chickadee), 765 nucleotides. RefSeq names its product HscB mitochondrial iron-sulfur cluster cochaperone (gene HSCB). Gene Ontology annotation, biological process: [2Fe-2S] cluster assembly; protein complex oligomerization. Gene Ontology annotation, molecular function: protein-folding chaperone binding; ATPase activator activity. Gene Ontology annotation, cellular component: mitochondrion. Lineage: Eukaryota; Metazoa; Chordata; Aves; Passeriformes; Paridae. The transcript is spliced from 6 exons. The coding region runs from base 37 to 699 and encodes 220 amino acids. The record is from RefSeq and is a predicted model, not a curated record.
CGCGGCCCGCGCGGGGGCCGCCGGGAGCGGGGCGCGAUGCGGGCGGUGCUGCGGGCGCGGCUCGGGUGGGCGCUCCGCGGGGCCUCGCUCGGCCGCGCCCCGGGGCCGCCGUGCUGGAGCUGUGGCGCUGCGCUCCCCGGCAGUGACGGGCCGCCGCGCUUCUGCCCCGGCUGUCAGGCUCUGCAGCCGCCGGCGCCGCGGCCUGACCUUUUCCGCCUGAUGGACUGUGACCGCUCGUUCCGCAUCGACGCGCAGCAGCUGCAGCGGCGGUUCCGGAGCCUGCAGCGCGCCGUCCACCCCGACCGCUUCGGCCAGAGGCCGCCGAAAGAGCAGUACUACUCUGAGCAACACUCUUCCCUGAUCAACAAGGCCUACCAGACCCUGCUGAACCCUCUGAGCCGGGGCCUCUAUCUACUGGAGCUGAGUGGAGUGGAGCCAGCACAAGAGACAGACUGUGAUGCAGACUCAGCGUUCCUUAUGGAAAUCAUGGAAAUUAAUGAGAAAUUAGCAGAGCCCAAAAAUGAGGAUAACCUUGAAGAAAUUGAAACUUUAAUUAAAGUUAAACAAGAAGAACUGACCAGAGAGGUGACUGCAGCUUUUGAAAGAGAUGAUCUUCAAGAAGCCAAGAAGCUGCUAGCAAAAAUGAAGUAUUUUGCAAACUUAGAGGAUAAACUAAAGGCCAAGAAGAUCCCUUCCUGAUGUUGCCUCCUUUGCUAUUCAGAGUCUGUGUUAUUUUCAAUUAAACAAAUGGUUUUGUUAUCAAAA